UUUUGACACUUGGCGCCAAAACAAGCGUUCUGCUGUCAUUCUUUUUUUUGUGCGAAUCUCACAAAAGCAAUUUUUGCACACAACAAGACAAACGCAAGCACAUUUAAUUGUAAAAAGCCGCACAGGAAAGCAGCUAAAACGUAAUUUAUUGAAAAAAAUAAUUGUGUAAAUAAGUGAUUUAAAAAAGAAAACAAAAUGUUCGAAGCCCGUUUAAUCAGUGCUACUAUCCUAAAGAAAAUCUUGGAUGCCAUCAAAGAUUUGUUAAAUGAAGGCACCUUCGAUUGCAGUGAUUCCGGCAUACAACUACAAGCCAUGGAUAAUUCUCAUGUUUCCUUGGUUUCUUUAACUUUACGAAGUGAUGGCUUUGACAAAUUCCGCUGUGAUCGCAAUAUAUCCAUGGGCAUGAACCUGGGCAGCAUGGCUAAGAUUUUAAAGUGUGCCAACAAUGAUGACACCGUUACCAUUAAGGCCCAAGAUAAUGCCGAUACUGUGACCUUUAUGUUUGAAUCACCCAAUCAUGAAAAGGUUUCUGAUUACGAAAUGAAACUUAUGAAUCUCGAUCAGGAACACUUGGGUAUACCCGAAACCGAUUAUUCCUGUGUAGUGCGUAUGCCUUCGAUGGAAUUUGCCCGCAUUUGCCGUGAUUUGGCACAAUUCAGUGAGAGCAUGUUGAUUUGCUGCACCAAAGAGGGUGUGAAAUUCUCGGCCUCCGGUGAUGUAGGUUCAGCCAAUGUUAAAUUGGCUCAAACUUCCAGUGUAGACAAGGAGGAAGAGGCUGUGGUCAUAGAAAUGCAAGAGCCUGUUACACUUACUUUCGCCUGUCGUUACCUGAAUGCCUUUACCAAGGCCACACCCUUAUCGGGACAAGUACAGUUGUCUAUGUCGGCAGAUGUUCCUUUGGUGGUUGAAUAUCGCAUACAAGAGCUGGGCUAUAUACGUUACUAUUUGGCGCCUAAAAUUGAGGAUGAUGAAAGCUAAACUACUGGUAGUUUAUAAGUUCUGUUGCGUUUAAGUUGAAAAGAAAAAAUCACCCAAAAUGCUUGCUUACACACACCUGUUUUCAGUUCAUUCUUGUUAAUUUAGGUAUUCCCGGCAUAAAUAAGUUUCUUUUAAAUAGCAUGAAGUAGAUUUGUUUCAUUUGCAUUUUAUAAGAGAAAAAAAAAACACACAUUCUUUAGUAAUUUUAAGUUGGAAACUAUUAAGUUUUCUUUAUUUUAUUUGCACAAUUAUUAUUUCUUUACAUAAAAUUGUUUUUGGUGAAAAUCUUCUCCAGAAAAAGGGAAGAUAUUUUUUAUAUAAAAUAAACUAUUCGAAAUUGUUUAAAAAA
This is a messenger RNA of Lucilia sericata (common green bottle fly), 1327 nucleotides long. It is a transcript of the gene PCNA, whose product is annotated as proliferating cell nuclear antigen. Gene Ontology annotation, biological process: leading strand elongation; mismatch repair; regulation of DNA replication. Gene Ontology annotation, cellular component: PCNA complex. Gene Ontology annotation, molecular function: DNA binding; DNA polymerase processivity factor activity. The record is from RefSeq and is a predicted model, not a curated record. Bases 196 to 978 code for a protein of 260 amino acids. The transcript is spliced from 2 exons. Lineage: Eukaryota; Metazoa; Arthropoda; Insecta; Diptera; Calliphoridae.